Lottia gigantea (owl limpet) is the source of this 723-nucleotide messenger RNA. RefSeq lists its product as hypothetical. The record is from RefSeq and is a predicted model, not a curated record. NCBI's taxonomy places the organism in Eukaryota, Metazoa, Mollusca, Gastropoda, Lottiidae. The transcript has a single exon. Bases 1 to 723 code for a protein of 240 amino acids.
AUGGCGGAAAUCCCCAUUAACUCUUCAGAGAAGAACGUCACUAUUGACGGAGAAUUCGAUUUAUCUUCAAUUCUUUUUGACAAAAAGUUGUCCUCUACUAGUAAAUCCAUUAAAAAGGGUCAAGAAAAACGGAAAAGAACUGCAAAUAAAGCGGUCAAAGAGUUGAAUCACACUCAAACUUCGACAUCUUGUCCUGACCCAAAUUCUAAAAUGGACUCGUCCACUUCUACCAGUAUAGAUGACACGACGGUGGUGUUGGCUGAGACCAACUCAAAACUAGACAGUAACACGAAAGAUAAUGAAACCGUUUCUAUGGGGCUUUUCAAAAGUGAAAUGCUGAAGAUUCGUACUGAAUUAAAAGAUAUCAUUAUAGACUCAAUCCAUGACUCACGUAAAGUUGAAAGAACUAGGCCUAGAGAAGUCAAUAUUGAUGAAUAUUAUGCUUCAACUUCAGCUGAUCAGCAUACCCAUGGUCAUGGAGUCAAACGUAAACACAUUACUGACCCAGUUAACAGUGUUAUACAUGAUCUAUCUUCCUCUGAUGACGACAUCCAAUUCACCCAAAACAGGUACAAAAUACCAAAGUUAUCACAUCUGUACAAAGAAGAUGGAUCAGUCAAUAGUGAUAAUGUGAUAUGUCAAAUUGAUGAACUCUUACAGGACAAACAGACAUCUGAUAAAGAUUCAGACUUUGAAGAAAGUUUAGAACAGGAAUACAAUUAA